Messenger RNA from Lepus europaeus (European hare), 1273 nucleotides. It is a transcript of the gene ABRA, whose product is annotated as actin binding Rho activating protein. The record is from RefSeq and is a predicted model, not a curated record. Lineage: Eukaryota; Metazoa; Chordata; Mammalia; Lagomorpha; Leporidae. The coding region runs from base 30 to 1151 and encodes 373 amino acids. Gene Ontology annotation, molecular function: actin binding. Gene Ontology annotation, biological process: positive regulation of Rho protein signal transduction; positive regulation of transcription by RNA polymerase II. Gene Ontology annotation, cellular component: sarcomere. The transcript has 2 exons.
AAGCUAUCAGCAGAGAAGAAAGGGAUAGCAUGGCUCCGGGAGAGAAGGAAAGGGAGGAGGGGCCAGCCAAAAGCGCCCUCCGGAAGGUACGCACUGCCACUCUGGUUAUCAACCUGGCCCGAGGCUGGCAACAGUGGGCAAAUGAGAACAGCACAAGGCAAGCCCAGGAACCGUCAGGCUGGCUUCCUGGAGGGACCCAGGACCAAUCCCAAGCUCCUAAACCAGUGACUUGUCCCACUUUCCCUAAGUCUCCAUCCCUAAAGCCAGAGGGACAUGGAGACGGACAAAGCUCCGAGGAAGCCACCGAGAUCUCUCACAUCAAAAGGAAAGAGGUGACCAAGACAAUUGUCAGCAAGGCGUAUGAGAGAGGAGGGGACAUGAGCGACCUCAGCCACAGGUAUGAGAAAGACAGCAACACGCCCGAGCCCGACCAUCCAGAGAACGACAUUGACAGAAUCCUCCACAGCCAUGACUCCCCGACUCGGAGGAGAAAAUGUGCCAACCUGGUGUCUGAGCUGACCAAAGGCUGGAAAGAGAUGGAAAAGGAGGUGCCCAUGUGGAAGAGCGACAGUGUAGACACGGAGGACAGUGGCUAUGGAGGGGAGACCGAGGAGAGGCCCGAGGAUGGAGCACAGGUGGCUGCUGCCAGGAUCAAACGUCCCUUGCCCUCUCAAGCUAACAGAUUUACAGAGAAUCUCAACUGCAAAGCCCAACGGAAAUAUAGCCACGUGGGUGACUUGAAGGGGAGAUGGCAACAGUGGGCUGAUGAACACAUCCAGUCCCAGAAACUCAAUCCUUUCAGUGAGGAAUUUGAUUAUCAGCUGGCCAUGUCCACCCGCCUGCACAAAGGAGAUGAGGGCUAUGGCCGUCCGAAGGAGGGGAGCAAAACUGCUGAGAGGGCCAAGCGAGCUGAAGAGCACAUCUACAGGGAAAUUAUGGACAUGUGCUUCAUCAUCCGCACAAUGGCUCGCCACAGACGAGACGGCAAGAUCCAGGUGACUUUUGGAGAUCUCUUUGACAGAUACGUUCGUAUUUCAGAUAAAGUGGUGGGCAUUCUCAUGCGUGCCAGGAAACAUGGACUGGUAGACUUCGAGGGAGAGAUGCUAUGGCAAGGCCGAGACGACCAUGUUGUGAUUACUCUACUUGAGUAGACCUUCAACAAUAAAAGCCAAACGUGACCCACUAGUGUCUUCAUGUUCAAUGUAUUAAAAAUUAAAAUGCAAACUGCUCUGUAACAUGUUAGAGGAUAUUAAACAAUUUUUAUAUGAAUGAA